AUGCGUUGCUCUCUCCUUGUCGCCACGAUUCUACCUCUUGCUCAGGGAAUCCGCAUUAUCCAGAGCAACGACGAUGGUUGGGCCGAAAUUAACAUCAGGACCUUCUUCAACACUUUGAACGCUGCUGGUCACCAGGUAGUACUGAGUAGUCCAGCUGAGAACCAGUCUGGCUCAGGUUCUUCUGAUGCUACCCCGGAGACCGUGAACUCUGAUGGUUGCGAAUUUUCCUCCUGCCCUGGUGGAAGCCCAGCGACCGGUGCUAAUGCCACCGACCGGCGCUUGAACUACGUCAAUUCCUACCCCGUCACUGCCAUCAAGACUGGCAUUUCGACUAGCGCGCCCAAGCUCUGGAAUGGAGCUGCUCCUGAACUCGCCCUCACAGGCCCUAACGUUGGCAGCAACGUCGAUGUCCAAGUUCCCUUCUCCGGAACCGUCGGAGCAGCGGUCUACGCUGCAAAGACCGCAAAGAUCCCAGCAAUCGCCUUCUCUGGCUCGAGUGGCAACCCAACAGCAUGGAACCAGCCCACUCCACUGUACAGUAGUGUCUACGCCGACCUUGCUCUCAAUAUCACAUCCACCAUCAUCAGCUCCGGAAAGCCAUACCUGCCCGACAACACCUGGCUCAACGUUAACUUCCCGGCUGUAUCCAGCACUAAGUGCAACAACGUCAACCAGUUCAAGUUUAUCUUCACUCGCAUCCACAGUGGUCUCAUUGGUAGUGCUGCCGAUAUCACCGUUUGUGGAACUACCGCGAGGCUGCCGUGGGAGGCAGAUGUUGCUGUUCUCCGGGCUAGCGACUGCUAUGUCUCCAUCUCGCCUGGUGACGCGAAUGAUAAGACGACCGCUCCCGCUGCUCAGCAGCAGAUCAUCUACGAUAAGCUGAAGCCAAUUCUGUCGUGCUUGUCGUAG
This is a messenger RNA of Didymella exigua CBS 183.55, 909 nucleotides long. RefSeq names its product acid phosphatase precursor. Bases 1 to 909 code for a protein of 302 amino acids. The transcript has 2 exons. Gene Ontology annotation, molecular function: nucleotidase activity. Lineage: Eukaryota; Fungi; Ascomycota; Dothideomycetes; Pleosporales; Didymellaceae. The record is from RefSeq and is a predicted model, not a curated record.